AUGGCCUCAUCUUCCUCCACUUCGUCGGCUGCCUCUGCAGAGAGCGAAUCGGAGGCGGAGAUAAAGGACUCGAAGACAUACACUGAGGGAGACUGCUCAACCGUGUCAUCUGACGAUGUCAGGUUUCGCUUACCAAGCUUUUAUAUGCGUGCUGCAAGUUCCGUCUUUCGAGACAUGCACGAGAUCGGCUCGGAAACCACACUCGACAUUCCAAUGACUGAUGGCAACCUCGAAACGGCGGUCCGGAUCAGGGCAUGGCUCGAUGUCAUCACCGGCAAAGGUCUCAAAAUCAACGACAAUUUCCCCUUCCUCUCUCAGUCCGUCAUCCAGCUCGCUCGUAAAUACGAAUGCCCGGGGGUGGAGAGCUCUACCAUCGCAUUUGUCCACAGGGCUAUGGAGAUACUACCAAUGGAGAAAACCUUUCAAUUACUGCGCGUCGGUGCGGCUAUCGACGACCCCGAGAUCGUCGCGAAGGCCAUCCGCGUGCUAGGGGACGUUCACUGGGGUGAAGAGAUCCCGCCCCUACCGGCAGACCAGAUCCCCGGCGUUCCGGAAACCUGGAUGACGGACCCAUCUACCUGGUCAUGGGCUCAUUACAAAGAUCUACCUCUUGAGUACCUGUGGGCGAUGUCGAGGUCAAGCAGGAUGGGCGGUACAAAGGAGGACCGGGGCAUCAAGAUGAUGGAGUUGAUAGAGGAGAUCAAGUUAGGGGGUCUAGCUCGUCGGUCGUGGAGGAGAUCCUCAUCUAUCCAGUCUAUGGAGUCUGCUCAUUGGUCCGCAGGCGUCCCUCUGCAGGUCGAUCAGCAGCUUAGCCGGGGCUUGGGCAAUCGGCAAGGAAAAGUCCGUGACAGUGCGAGCGCGAUGACAUGGGCGGCAGCUCAUCGUCAAGCAAUAUAUGCCUGGCAGCAAUUGAUUUAUCCUACACCUCCAGAUAUUGGGGGGCUGUCCGGCAUCGAAGACGCCGGUACGCAGCAUGGUACUGCGAAGCGGACGGAACCAAAUAUCCAGCUCCACAUUCCUCAGAUUUCGGCAGACUCCGGCAGAUGUGACACACCUAUUCACCUCAGCACCUAUCGCGUCCAGAACACAUCCUGGCUUGAGUAA
Dioszegia hungarica is the source of this 1104-nucleotide messenger RNA. RefSeq lists its product as uncharacterized. The record is from RefSeq and is a predicted model, not a curated record. Bases 1 to 1104 code for a protein of 367 amino acids. NCBI's taxonomy places the organism in Eukaryota, Fungi, Basidiomycota, Tremellomycetes, Tremellales, Bulleribasidiaceae. The transcript is spliced from 5 exons.